This is a messenger RNA of Carcharodon carcharias (great white shark), 6953 nucleotides long. RefSeq names its product signal-induced proliferation-associated 1-like protein 2. The transcript is spliced from 23 exons. Gene Ontology annotation, biological process: activation of GTPase activity; regulation of small GTPase mediated signal transduction. Gene Ontology annotation, molecular function: GTPase activator activity; protein binding. Gene Ontology annotation, cellular component: cytoplasm. The record is from RefSeq and is a predicted model, not a curated record. NCBI's taxonomy places the organism in Eukaryota, Metazoa, Chordata, Chondrichthyes, Lamniformes, Lamnidae. The coding region runs from base 758 to 6046 and encodes 1762 amino acids.
UGGGUUGAGGUGCGGGAGAAUGUGAAAACUUUCCCAGCCUACUGGUCGUGGGAGGUGGUGUUGAGAUCGGAGGCCGAGAGCUUAGUGGAGAGGCAGCAGAAUCAGGAUCGGUUGGCGGUUGUAUGCGGUGGGAUAGACUCGGACUAAAUGAAAGAUCUCCUGCUUACAUGUUCGGCUCCUGUCCUUGGCGCAGCGCCUCCAGGUCUUGUGCAAUUGCUGCUACCACAUAUCAUGAGGUUGUAAUGAUUUGUGCCACCAACUUCUCUGUGACUAAGACCAACAUUGCUUUGACAUCGGGCAGUAGGAGGUGAAGUUUGAGCAGUGCAAGUGUGAUUUCAGAUCUUCAGCAAGUGGGUAAGACCCUAUCCUUAACCAAAGUCCAUCUCUGAAACUUACUGAAGCAUCUGUCGUGUAGACCAUCUUUGCUUUGAGCUGCUGGCCCACCGAAGGUAUUGAUGGCAAUAAGUGACAUGCAGUAUGAAGAAGUGAGCACAGACGUAAGAGGGGCACAGGAUGCACAGCUCUGACUGCAAGUUUUAUUGAUCCAUCUAGCUGCUGUUCAAAUAAUUUGAAUUUGAAGAUGAUGCACUGAAUUCAAUUUUUUUUUAUCAAACUGUUGCAACAAUUAAAGCUAGCUUUCUUUUGUAAAUGGAAUUCGUUCCAACCUGGGUAUAUUGUUAAUACUUCACAAAAUUGACCAUAAUGUAAUGAAGCGGACUUGGUCACCUUUAAUUAAGAAUGGUUGCUUGUUCCCUGAAUGGAUAUGAGUGACAAAAAGCUAGUACACGAAGAACAACUUCAUUCCAGUGGUGCUUCAGGAUUCUCCACAGAGUCUGCUGGAAGUAUGCAGUCUGAUGAUUUCUUUGCUAGAAAAUACAAAGUCAUUAAUGGUAACAUGGGACCUCCCAUUGCUUCUGGUACGCCUUGCAAAUCUGACAAUAGCAGUCAGGUUAAUGGAACACCUGCCAUGCCAAAGAUGGGUGUGAGGGCAAGAAUCUCUGAAUGGCCACCAAAGAAAGAAUUUCUAAAAGAGGGAGCAAAUAGUAACCUAAUGACAUGGGAUAGUAGGUCAUUAGCCAGUUAUGAUAGUGUAUCCAUGAUGAGAGCUAGUCAAAAUGGACAGAAUGACCAAAGCAUUGAAGGUCUGUCUGAGGAAAACCCAGAUAUUACUGAAGAUUUGGAUUUUUCAGAUGCAAGAUAUGUUUUCGGAGACCUCUUCACCAGAUCCCCACAGAGGGGACUUCACCCAAUAAGACAGAGGAGCAACAGUGAUGUUACUAUCAGUGAUAUAGAUUCUGAAGAUGUUCUUGAUCAGAAUGCAGUAAAUCCAAAUACAGGUGCUGCUCUUCAUCGUGAAUAUGGAAGCACUUCUUCAAUUGAUCGCCAGGGAAUAACUAGUGACAGUUUCUUUGCCAUGCUUAGAGGGUACAGAAGUGAAAGUGAGGACCAGAGGAGCCCUGGCCCACUUGGGCUUAGUGAUCUGUUGCGCUGUGAUUCUGGAAUGUCGCCCAGCUUACAAGCAGCAACUCAGAUUUCUCGAGCUGAAUUUGUCAGAAUUUCUGGAUUUGAUUAUGUGGAUAGCCCACUUUUUUUUUGCAAAGAUAGAGACAAGUCAUUCAAACGGAGGUUGAAACCUGAAACAAUAGAGGCAUCUCUUUUUAGAAAAUUGAGAACUGCAAAAAGUGAACAUGAGGCUUUAAAGUUCUCUUUCGAGCAGGAAGAGAGCAGACUGGAGAAAAGCAACCAAUUAUGGAUGUGCCAUAAAUGUUUUGCACACUAUGAUGUCCAGAGCAUUUUGUUUAAUGUAAAUGAAGCGAUGGCAAAUAGGGCUAAUGUAGGGCAAAGAAAAAACACAACCACUGGUGCUUCUGCAGCUUCGCAGCAUCCAAUCCCAGGAGGCUAUCCUGCAAACUGUGAGUCUCCAACAGGCAGCAAAGAGGAACUAAAUUCAAAGGAGAAUUUGGAUUCUGAUGAGGGAGAUGGGAAAAGCAAUAACUUGACCUUGGCAUGCCCGUAUUUCAGGAAUGAGAUUGGAGGGGAAGGGGAGAGACGCAUUGCACUUUCCAGGGCUAACUCCUGUUCAUUUACCUGCAGUGAAAGUUGCUCCUUUGAGUCCUCACUCAGUUCUCAUUGCACUAAUGCAGGUGUGUCAGUAUUAGAGGUACCAAGAGAGAACCAAGCAAUCCAUCGAGAGAAAGUGAAGCGAUAUAUCAUAGAACACAUUGAUCUUGGAGCAUACUAUUAUCGAAAAUACUUUUAUGGGAAAGAGCAUCAAAAUUACUUUGGAACUGAUGAAAGUCUGGGACCUGUGGCUGUCAGCAUCCGGAGGGAGAAGCUAGAUGAAUCAAAGGAGAAAGAUGGGCCACAGUACAACUACCGUAUAGCUUUCCGGACCAGUGAGCUUUUCACUCUCAGAGGAGCCGUGCUAGAAGACGCUGUGCCAUCCACAGCUCGACAUGGUACAGCUCGAGGUUUGCCUAUGAAGGAGGUGCUGGAGUAUGUGAUUCCUGAGGUGAAUAUCCAGUGCCUUAGGGUGGCUUCAAACUCUCCCAAAGUAUUGGAACAGCUGCUGAAACUUGAUGAGCAAGGGCUAAGCUUCCAGCAUAAAGUUGGAGUCCUUUAUUGUAAAGCAGGCCAAAGCACUGAAGAAGAGAUGUACAAUAAUGAGACAGGAGGCCCAGUGUUCGAAGAGUUCCUCGAUCUCCUUGGCCACAGGGUGCGACUAAAGGGCUUCAGCAAGUACAGAGCACAAUUGGAUAACAAAACUGACUCCACAGGAACUCAUUCUCUAUAUACUACAUACAAGGAUUAUGAAAUCAUGUUCCAUGUGUCAACUAUGCUUCCAUACACACCCAACAACAGGCAACAGCUCUUAAGGAAGAGACAUAUAGGAAAUGACAUAGUCACAAUUGUCUUUCAAGAGCCUGGAGCACUUCCUUUCACUCCCAGAAACAUCAGAUCCCACUUCCAACAUGUUUUUGUCAUUGUCAGAGUUCAUAAUCCAUGUACAGAGAAUGUCUGCUACAGUGUGGCUGUCUCCAGGUCUAAAGAUGUGCCACCAUUUGGCCCACCUAUUCCCAAAGGAGUCACCUUUCCCAAAUCAGCAGUAUUCAGGGACUUUCUUCUUGCCAAAGUUAUCAAUGCAGAAAAUGCAGCGCACAAAUCUGAGAAGUUCCGGGCAAUGGCCACCAGGACAAGGCAGGAGUACUUGAAGGAUUUGGCAGAAAACUUUGUAACCACGGCUACAGUUGACUCUUCAGUGAAAUUCAGCUUCAUCACACUUGGGGCAAAGAAAAAGGAAAAAUCAAAGCCCCGGAAGGAUGCGCAGCUGUACAGUUUUGGAGCUAUUGUGUGGAAUGUUAUUACUCGGGACUUUGGCCAAUCUAAUGAUAUUGAAUGUCUCCUCGGAAUCUCGAAUGAAUUCAUUGUACUUGUGGAGCAAGACUCCAAAAAUGUAGUGUUUAAUUGCUCAUGCAGGGAUGUCAUUGGCUGGACCUCUGGAUUAAUGACCAUAAAGAUAUUUUAUGAAAGAGGUGAAUGCAUUCUGCUAUCUGCCAUGGAAAGCUGUGCAGAUGAUAUCAGGGAAAUAGUACAGAGGCUUGAGUUAGUGACCAGAGGCUGUGAAACAACAGAAAUGACUCUGAGAAGGAAUGGCCUUGGACAGCUAGGAUUCCACGUUAACUUUGAAGGUAUUGUGGCAGAUGUUGAACCAUUUGGCUAUGCGUGGAAAGCUGGCCUGAGGCAAGGGAGUCGUCUCGUUGAGAUUUGCAAAGUAGCUGUGGCAACCUUGACCCAUGAGCAGAUGAUAGAUCUGUUACGAACAUCCGUGACAGUGAAAGUGGUGAUUAUUCAGCCACAUGAAGAUGGAUCACCCAGAAGAGGCUGCUCAGAGCUGUACAGGAUACCAAUGGUGGAAUAUAAAGUGGACAAUGAAGGCACUCCUUGUGAAUUCAAAACCCCCUUCAGAAGAAACACUACCUGGCACCGAGUGGCCACGCCAGCGGGGCAGCCACUCUCCCGAUGCUCCCCGAUACAAGGAGGUGCCGACAGGCUUCAAUCACAGCAAAUGUUGCAGCAGGUCCGUGCAGCUAUUCCUCGCAGUACAUCUUUUGACAGAAAACUGCCAGAUGGUGUGAGGACUAUGCAAGAUGUGGAAAAUGCUCAACUCUCCCAAUCCAAUGUUGGUGAUGCAAGUCAGCAUUACAGAAACUCCCCCAGCAACCAGUCAUCUUCGAGUGACCCAGGACCCAGUGGCAGCAGUCAUUGGAGACAGCAGUCUGGAUAUGAUGGGUGCCAAUCCCCUGUUUUGCACGAUCAUCAAGGUUCAACCAGUGUUCUGACAGAGUAUGAUGAACCAAGAGAAAGAGAUGGCACAUUGGAGAGGACCCGAAGUGUUGAAGCAAGAUGGCAUGUCCCAUCAACAAAGAUGCUGAGUUCUUACAAAGGACUACAAAGGGAAACCAUAGGCAAAGAAUCUCCAAAUAAGAUUUUACAUAUUGCAGAUAACAAUUGCUCAAGUCAUUCCAGCAGUAAUACUCUGUCCAGUAAUGCAUCCAGCAAUAGUGAUGAUAAACAAUUUGGUUCUGGUGACUUAAUGGAUCCAGAAUUGCUGGGAUUGACAUACAUUAAGGGGGCCUCCACAGACAGUGGGAUCGACACGGCUCCAUGUAUUCCACCACCAUUGAUGGGCACAGUUCAUUUGACUGGCAACAGGUCAGCAGUGCAAAGCAGAGUGGAGCAGAUGGUGCAGUGGGUGGAUCAUUCUGAAGAUGGAGGGCCUGAAGAUGGACAAGCAAAAUUGUACACCGUUCACAACUAUGCUGCUGCAAUUUCCGCCAGCCUUGCCACCCAAGGAAGUACUGGUGAUCUCAGUGAGAUCUCGUCGCAUUCCAGUGGUUCACAUCAUUCAGGAAGUCCCUCACCACGUGUUUCUAAAACCAGUGGAUCACUUGAUGCCUCCAAAGUCUACAUAGUGUCCCAGAACAACCCUCAACAAGUCCUAGGGUCACUGUCCGGAUCCUACCAUCGCCAGGGUGCCAUUAACAAAUACGUCAUUGGUUGGAAGAAGCUGGAUGGAAGCCCCACUCCCGAGGAGUCGGAGAUGGAAGAUUGCAGAAGGAGACUAUAUGGCGAAGUCACAGAAAUAUCCAGUUCCAGCCAACAUCAGGCUUCAUCACAGGACCUGAACUCUGUCAGUAAACCCCAGCAAACCUUUACCAAAGAGGAGUUUCUGAAGCUGAUGCUACCAGACAGCCCUCCUUUGGAGCAGAGAAGGAGGAAGAUUUCUGUUUCUGGGAACUUGUCGCCAAGGAAGUCCUUGUAUCGCACACUGUCUGAUGAAAGCAUAUGCAGUAAUCGACGAGGUUCUUCAUACAACAGCUCCCGAAGUUCAAUGCUUGAACAGGCACUGCCAAAUGACAUCCUAUUCAGUACCACCCCACCAUACCACUGCACUCUGCCCCCACGUGCUUCACUCAGCCCCUGCGCCACUGGCCUGCGAACUGAAUUCUGGUUCUCUGAUGGAUCUUUAGUGGAUAAGUCAAGGUUCACUGAUCCUGGCUUGAUGCCUCUUCCAGAUACUGCUUCAGGCUUAGACUGGUCGAACCUUGUAGAUGCUGCACGAGCAUUUGAAGAUCAGAGAGUGACCUCCUUUUGCACACUGAACGACAUGCGGUCAGGGCAGAGCAUGGAUGGUGCUGAGGAAUUAUCUCUGCACAUUGGCCAAGCAGACAGGAAAGAUCACUCUGAUGAUACAGGGCACACACCUUGGGGAUCAAUGUUACAUGAGAUCAUAUCAGAUUCUUUCCUGAAAUCCAGGGGAAAUAGUGCGAACACAAUCACUGGAAAAGUGAAUCAGCUGGAGACUAUUCUCAUUCAGCUUCAGGAUGACCUACGAAAGGAAAAGGAAGACAAGGCGAUGCUCCAGGCUGAGGUUCACCACCUGCGACACGAUAACUUGCGGCUUCAAGUGGAGUCCCAGACUGCUGCUGCACAGUUAAGGAAAUUUACUGAAUGGUUUUUCAAUACCAUCGACAAGAAAUCCUGAUAUACAGACACUGAGGACCAUGAUAAAAACACUAGCUGAAAAAUUAAUUAAUUCCUAGAAUGUUAUACUAAUCUGUUCAGAAAUAGGUAUAGGUGUUGUAGCUAUAUUUAUGUGUCUGAUUCUGUUCACUGGAACACACCAGUGACAAGAAUACAGUUAAACCCAGCGGCUGAACUUGCUCAGAGCCUCGUAGCCUCUUGUAUUGUAAAAUAGAAUCAUGAGACAGUAAGUUCAAUGUAAAAGGUGCUCUACUUUUUGUAAUUAGUUUCUUUUCAUUGUCGCAGUGUCAUAGCAAUAAGACUUUAGUGAUACCCGCAGGGCUUUGUUUGGAAUUUAGCACUAGUAUGAUGGAGCAGGUUUAGAUACAAUUACUUUAGGGGAAUGUUCAUUUGCAGGAAUAAACAUUGGUGCCUAAAACAAGCAGUGUUCUGAUGUUUAAUGCUACACUUGCCUUUUGAAUGGCUCACUAAUUAAUCUACGAUUUCACUGAUUUUUGUAUAGUUCAUUUAAGGCUGUAGGAUCAAUGGUGCACCUUUGUUAAUAGUGUGUGCACACAGUGAGCCGGCAAGCCAUUUGUACAAUGCCAAAUUUGUUUAUCUUUGUACAGAAGCUCUUAAUGAAAAGUGUCUUGUAUUUAACAGUUAUUUAAAAUUAUUUAACCUUAAAUUGUUAAAUUUAUUCAUUUUUGUUUAUCUGCACUAUGAAAAACAGAAUUUGCUGUAAAUUGUGUUGUCUGUAGUUUGUCAGUACAAAGACUGUCAUGGUUUGUAGUAAAUCUAACAUUUGGAUGCUGCUAGUAUAUAUAUAUAUAAUAUUCCUUGGUUUGUAUGCUUUGAGAAAUGUGUUCUUUUUAAACUACUUCAUUUGAAAUGUGACAUACAGUUGCUUUUUUAAUAAAUGUAGGACA